This is a messenger RNA of Odocoileus virginianus texanus, 1963 nucleotides long. NCBI's taxonomy places the organism in Eukaryota, Metazoa, Chordata, Mammalia, Artiodactyla, Cervidae. The record is from RefSeq and is a predicted model, not a curated record.
GGCUGCUGCUGUUGUCUCAUCCCCCACGGAGUAGUACGCUGUGGCCGCCCGUCCCCAUGGGAAAAGCAGUACAGCCUGGCAGGGGGCCAAGCCUCCCUCAGAGGCGCAAGGCUUGUUAGCAGGUCAUGGUAUACUGAAAAGGCACUCAAUCAAGAGAAAUCUGGGGGUAGCUGGAAACCAUCAAGUUAUUGAGGCCACACAGGGGGCAGAAGAGAUAGAGGAAAAAGGGUUUGUCAGAGUUUCUUCCUAAACCUGUCUUAGAAAUAGCAGCAUAUUUUAAUCAGAGAUUUAUUAUUUCUAAUGCUGCAACAAACGUACCAGGGAAUUAAAAGAGCCCAGUUCAGAAUCACCUUGUGUAUUCAGACACUUCCCAGUGCUGUCUAAGUCACCAAAAUCAGAUGACUUCACUAUAGAAAGCCGAUGGACUGGGCUUGUCUUGUGGUGGAGCCUAAUAUCCUGGUCACUCAGCAUCAGUCACAGGCUCUGAAAGGAAGAUGGUGCCCAGUGAGAGUUUGGAAAUGGACCAAGGAAAGUUCUGCAAUGUUACUAUGAGGACAGAUUCACCCAAAAUGACGGAUGUGGAGCCUGUGGUCAACAAUUUUGCGUCAUCAGCACGGGCAGGUCGCCGAAAUGCUGUCCCAGACAUCCAGGGUUCAACAGCUGCAGGCGGGACCUCAGAGGAGUUGCCCGUCAAACUGGAAGCCCUAUCCGUGAAGGAAGAUGUGAAAAAGAAAGAUGAAGAAACAGCACAAGAUCAAUUGGAAAAGCCCAAAGAUGAAGGAAAAUGAAGGCUCAUUACCUAUCAUAAGUGCUGAAUUUCUUCACAGUGAAAGACUUAGUGGCCCUGCUUUCCUGAGAUGUUUGAUCUGGUAGUAACUAUGGUAACAUUGCAGCCCUAAGCAACAUGUGUGUAUUAGAUAAUUUUGUUGUGAUGCUACUCACUUGGAUUACAACCAUGAUGUUCGAUGUAGGUUAUUAAAAGGCGGAUUACUUCCAAACUGCACCCAGGAGAGAGGUUAAGAGUGCAUGAUCAUUUAAAUACAUAUCUUUUGUCUAUAAACCCAGCUAAAUCCACUGUUCUCUUGGAUUUCUUAAGCCAGAUAUAUUUUAAAUUCCAUUUUUAUGGUAACAGGUAAACCAUUUCUUGGUAAACAUAAACCAAACACUAGUAAUUUAAAACUGUGUGGGAUUUGUAAGAAAUUGUGUUUUUUGGUGAGAAAGGUGAUAGAUUAGCCAAAGAAGGAUAGAUUAAAGUAUGUUUUUAUCCAAAUAUGAAGCUUUUCCCCCCAAACCUUAAAUAGAUUUGGAAAAAAUAGUAGAAGUUUGACAGCUCAAACAUCUCUAGAAAAUUUUUGUCUGAUGUAUUUUGCUUCUAGUCUAUGCAUACUGUGAUUUUUCAUGUGAACUCUUAAAAUGGAAAAUUUGUGAUGAAUAGUUUAUAUGAUAUAUGCCUAUUAAAUGAAUCUCACUAUCUUCCUUAAUUUCAUGUGCAUAUGUGUGUGUGUAUAUUUUUCUUUAAUGUGAAUUACACAGAACACUUUACUAGUCGCUUUGUACUGUCUUUUCUUAUUUUCAGGGCUUUUGUGUUUAUGACUUGUUUCUUAAAUGAUUUCCUCAGGAAUGCAGACCUUAAUUUUUAUAUCUUUCCUAAACUAGCUGACAUAAUAGUAAGCACUUAAGUGUUUAGUGAAUGGUACAGGCAGAAAUAGCAAAAUACUUGCUUUUAAUAUAUAUUUAAUUAUAUAUUUUAAAAGGAAUGAAACCAAAACCAAAGCUUUAGUAAAUUUUGAUUUAUUUGAUAUUUUAGGAGAAUCAUGGAAUUCUGAAUUUUUAAAGAAAAUGUGACUAAUGGAUUUAUUUUUAUUUUCAGAUCUAUUUGCAUGCAGUAUUUUAUUUGAUUGUUGACUUAGGCCACAUCUGUAUACAGUAAUCAAAUAAACUCUUUCACUAUUAAAGAAACUUA